GCGCGGCGCGGGCGCUUCCGGGUACGUGUGUGAGAGAGCGAUGGCGGCCGGGAGCGGAGCGGCGCCGGGCGGGGACGCGGACGAGCUGUUCGACCUCCGCAACAACUUCUACAUCGGCGCCUUCCAGGCCGCCAUCAACGAGGCGCAGCGCGCCAAGCCGUCCAGCCCCGAGAAGGAGGUGGAGAGGGACGUGUUCCUGUUCCGAGCCUACAUCGCCCAGAGGAAAUAUGGAGUGGUCCUGGAUGAGAUCAAAGGCAGUGCCAGCCCCGAGCUCCAGGCAGUGAGGAUGUUGGCAGAGUACCUGGCAAAUGAGAGCCAGAGCAUGGCCAUGAUGAUCCAGAUCCUCCUGAAGCUCGACAGGCUCGACCUGGCCCGGAAGGAGCUGAAGAAGAUGCAGGAGCAGGAUGAGGACGCAACUCUGACCCAGCUGGCGACUGCCUGGGUGAACCUGGCCGUGGGUGGGGAGAAGCUCCAGGAUGCUUAUUACAUUUUCCAAGAGAUGGCAGACAAGUGUUCCCCCACCCUCCUGCUGCUGAACGGGCAGGCCGCCUGUUACAUGGCCCAGGGCAAGUGGGAGGACGCCGAGGGAGUUCUCCAGGAGGCCCUGGACAAGGACAGUGGCCACCCUGAGACCCUCCUGAACCUCGUGGUGCUCUCACAGCACCUGGGAAAGGCUCCGGAGGUCACGAAUCGUUACCUGUCGCAGCUGAAAGAUGCUCACAAAAACCACCCCUUCAUCAAGGAGUAUCAGGCAAAGGAGAACGACUUCGACCGGCUGGCCCUGCAAUAUGCACCCAGUGCCUGAGCCCAGCCCUGGGCACUGGGCUUCCUGUUCAGAUCCUCCCUGGGACACGGAAAAUGCCCUCUGGAACAUGGGAAAUCCCCUCUGCAGAUCAGCCUGGCCUCACCUCACCCUGGUGCUCCAGCAGGGGUGGGGCUGUGCCUGUGUCCAGCACCUGAAUUUUGGGGGCUCAAAGCCUCCCCCGGGCCCUGAACUCUGGGUCGACUCCCGUGCAGAUCAGGAGGGUGCAACUCUGGCACCUUGAACAUUCCUAAUAAAGCCUCUUCUGGA
This is a messenger RNA of Lepidothrix coronata (blue-crowned manakin), 1072 nucleotides long. It is a transcript of the gene COPE, whose product is annotated as coatomer protein complex subunit epsilon. Gene Ontology annotation, biological process: endoplasmic reticulum to Golgi vesicle-mediated transport; retrograde vesicle-mediated transport, Golgi to endoplasmic reticulum; intra-Golgi vesicle-mediated transport. The coding region runs from base 41 to 805 and encodes 254 amino acids. The record is from RefSeq and is a predicted model, not a curated record. Gene Ontology annotation, molecular function: structural molecule activity; protein binding. The transcript is spliced from 9 exons. Lineage: Eukaryota; Metazoa; Chordata; Aves; Passeriformes; Pipridae. Gene Ontology annotation, cellular component: COPI vesicle coat.